Molecule: messenger RNA, 1494 nt
Organism: Macrosiphum euphorbiae (potato aphid)
Lineage: Eukaryota; Metazoa; Arthropoda; Insecta; Hemiptera; Aphididae
Source: the annotation of a GenBank genome assembly
AUGGAAACGUGCGUGCUCAUACCGAAAGAACUGUCCUUGCAGGCGGUGCCCGUGGCCAACGUGCAGCGGUCCAACAACAACAGGCACCACUCGGAGCCCGAGAUCACUGUCAUGACCAACGUCAACGUGCCCAGAGGCACGCUCAUCUACCCGUUCCAGGGCACGGUGCGCAUGGACAAGUUGGACGUUUUCUCGUUCUUGGACGACACAGACAUAAGGCACAGAUUCGGUUGCUACGACCAGGUGACCGAGGUGAACAGACUCCGAGUGCGUUAUUGUAAUUGGGUCCGGUUUUUGAAAAUCACGCAGCACCAUUCCGAACAACAUGUCAACGUAUUGGGAACCAAAAUAAAAGGCGAACCCAUGUACGAAGUGAUCAAAAACAUACCCGCCAACACGGAGUUGAUCGUGCACUACCUGCCCGAGCGGCCGGAAGAGAUAUUCUUCAUGCCCGCCGUACACUACUUGAGAAACACGCUGUACAGACGCACGAUGGACACAAUUCUGGAAGACUCACCGUUGGACCUAUCCAUGUCGCUACUGUCCCGAGCGUUCGGCACGUCUUCCGCGUCGUCGGCGUCUUCCCCGCCCAGCGGACUGGACACGGACGAACGGAAAUCGCUGUCCGGCGAAUCGUCUUCGGCCAACUCUUUGUCGGGCGACACAGCUUCGCUGGACCACAACGUCAACAUGAUCGUGUGCAACACGACUCCGGUGAAACCGAGACCGUUCCGCGGCGAGCGCACCCUGCUCCCGUGCGAGGUGUGCCGCAAGGCUUUCGACAGACCGUCGUUGCUCAAGAGACACAUGCGCACCCACACAGGUGAAAAGCCGCACGUGUGCGCAGUGUGCAACAAGGGUUUCUCGACGUCGAGCUCGUUGAACACUCACCGGCGAAUCCACAGCGGAGAAAAACCGCACCAGUGUGGCGUCUGCGGAAAACGGUUCACGGCCAGUUCUAAUCUCUACUACCACCGAAUGACUCACAUCAAGGAGAAACCACACAAGUGCACACUGUGCGCCAAGUCGUUCCCGACGCCCGGCGAUCUGAAAUCUCACAUGUACGUGCACAACGGAUCUUGGCCUUUCAAGUGUCACAUUUGUAACAGAGGAUUCAGCAAGCACACGAAUCUGAAAAACCACUUGUUCCUGCACACCGGGGACAAACCGCACGCUUGCGAACUGUGCCAAAAGAAAUUCGCCCUCGCCUGCAACCUGAGAGCACACAUGAAGACCCACGAGAGUGAAACCCAAGAGGAGUGCAACAAGUGCGGUAAGGUGUACAUGGCCCCGGAAACGGACAAGGGUCGCGGCGGCGCGUGUCCUGAGUGCGCUCCGUCGUCGCGUCUGCCGCCAACCGACGCCGCCGCCGACGCCGCAUCGGCCGCCGCGGGGAGUUCGCCGCCGGACGAGGAGCGGUCUUACGGGGGCAACUCGGAGGACUGUUCGUCGAUGGGUUCCGGGGACGACUGCAGCAGCAGGGGUGGCGUGUGA